AUCUUUACUUGAUUGUCUAUAUGAUCCCCAGCUGCUGCUGUUGUCUGAUCCUGGACUAAAAUGGCUGCCCUGUCUCUUCCCAGGAAGGGCAAUGUGAGCAGUAACCCCAUCAAUCCCACCUGGAUCCCAUUCAGCUCCACCAGGUCUGGAGAAGGCCAUCUGUCAUUCUCCCUGCGUCUGAUGAAUGGUGACUGGCUUACAGAGCGCCCUUCCACUAUCUACUCCCUGGGAGACCUCAUUCACAUUGAGGCAUCUGUUUCAAUGUCUAACCACAUACCCCUGAAGCUGUACAUUGAUCGCUGUGUAGCUACACUGAACCCAGACAAAGACUCCACCCCGAGAUACAGCAUCAUUGACUACAAUGGUUGCCUCCGGGACAGCAAAGCUGAGGACUCCUUUUCAACCUUUGUGUUGCCGGGAGACGGGCGGGAGCCAGACAAGCUCAGGUUUGACCUGGAUGCCUUUCGUUUCUAUGGAGAUGAGCAUUCCUUGAUUUUCAUCACCUGUCACCUGAAAGUUGCGGCAGUGGAUCAGGGAGAUUCCAGGAACAAAGCUUGUACUUUCUGGAAGCUGGAGAAUAUGUGUGGAGCUGGUUGUGAUGGUGACCCUGACUGUGACAGUGGUAUGUCUGAUCUCUGCUUCAUUGCUGGCCUUGGUCCUGUACAGGAAACACAAGCGAACACCCAUCAACUUGAGAUGACAUCGUCAAUAAAGCAGUGAUUCAGUGUCUUCUG
This is a messenger RNA of Hemiscyllium ocellatum (epaulette shark), 734 nucleotides long. RefSeq names its product zona pellucida sperm-binding protein 3-like. Gene Ontology annotation, biological process: egg coat formation; positive regulation of acrosome reaction; binding of sperm to zona pellucida. The transcript has 5 exons. Gene Ontology annotation, cellular component: extracellular matrix. Lineage: Eukaryota; Metazoa; Chordata; Chondrichthyes; Orectolobiformes; Hemiscylliidae. Gene Ontology annotation, molecular function: acrosin binding. The record is from RefSeq and is a predicted model, not a curated record. The coding region runs from base 61 to 720 and encodes 219 amino acids.